This is a messenger RNA of Paramuricea clavata, 654 nucleotides long. Lineage: Eukaryota; Metazoa; Cnidaria; Anthozoa; Malacalcyonacea; Plexauridae. The record is from the annotation of a GenBank genome assembly.
AUGGGCGAGGAGAUAGAUAUUUUAUAUACAGACAUGUCCAAAGCAUUCGACAGAAUCAACCACAAAUUGCUGCUAGCAAAAUUAAAGCAUGCUGGUCUUCCCUACUCCUUUCUGAGGUGGACGUCAUCCUACAUAUCAAACAGGCGGCAACAAGUAACAGUUUUAGGAGCAACCUCGCAGUCACUUUCCGUGGUCUCGGGUGUCCCUCAAGGUUCCAUCCUCGGUCCGAUUCUUUUCUUGAUUUACUCCAAUGACAUUCUCUCAACUUGCGAAAAGGGGGCAAUGUACGCCGAUGACCUCAAGUGUUACAAACCCAUUGCUUCUUUACAUGAUGCGAAUUCUUUCCAAUCUGAAAUUAACUCGGUAUGCUGUGCAACUCAAAAUUGUCUACUGGAUUUUAAUGAAUCUAAGUGCUCGGUUCUGCGUAUCUCCCGUAAAGUGAAUAGAAUCGAGCACUCUUACCAAAUUAAUGAUUCGGUAUUACCUACGGUCAACAAAAUCAAAGAUCUUGGAGUACACAUUACAUCAAAUCUGGAUUGGACGGAACAUGCGUACAACGUCAGCAAAAAAGGGAACAAAAUGUUGGGAUUACUUAAGCGUUGUACCGUAGCAUUUCAAUGUCGUGAAACAAGACGUUUGCUCUAUCUUACACUU